Messenger RNA from Lodderomyces parapsilosis, 1800 nucleotides. RefSeq names its product Zcf23p (gene ZCF23). The transcript has a single exon. Gene Ontology annotation, molecular function: RNA polymerase II transcription regulatory region sequence-specific DNA binding; zinc ion binding; DNA-binding transcription factor activity, RNA polymerase II-specific. Lineage: Eukaryota; Fungi; Ascomycota; Pichiomycetes; Serinales; Debaryomycetaceae. The record is from RefSeq and is a predicted model, not a curated record. Gene Ontology annotation, cellular component: nucleus. Bases 1 to 1800 code for a protein of 599 amino acids. Gene Ontology annotation, biological process: cellular response to starvation; regulation of DNA-templated transcription.
AUGACCAAAAAAUUGACCCCACAGGAGAAACAGAAUCGCAAACCCGCCCUGAGGGCUUGUACGUUUUGUCAUCAAAAGCAUUUACAAUGCUCAAAUGAACGACCUUGUAAAAAUUGCGUCAAGAGGAAUAUUGCUUCAGAGUGUCACGAUAUUGUUCGAAAACGAGUUAAGUACUUAACAGGAUCUUCAAAACCAUCGACAAGCAACAAAUCACGCCAGUCUUCGGAAGUUUCUACUCAAAACAGCUCAUUCAGUACGUCACCAGUGUCAAUAAUGGAAGACGGUUCCAAAACACGGCCCGCCCCAAUCGCCAACGAAGUAAAUGAUGCUCAACUCAUACCUAUUCAGUUGCAUUCAAAGCAAGAAACAUCGUCAAGUCUUCCAAUGGAGGACUCUAGCGUCACUCAAAUAAAGGAUAUUUUGGACACGCCUCCUUUCGAUAUGCUGCAUAAAGAUUCAGAUUUCAACAAUGACUCCAUAGAAGUGAACAGAGCAAGCCUGUUGGAAGCCGACCCUUUAUUCCACACAAACACGAUGCUAAAUACCACUACCGAUGUCAUCAACAAAUUGCUAACAGAUCAUUAUGAAAUUGAUAACUUGAGUCAGCCGUCUUUGGAUCCACUUUCCCAGUUGUCAGACGCUUCCCCAAGUCUAAGUCUAAACCACAGAAACAGUCAGUUUAGCUCCAACUAUCUUAAUGAAGAGUAUCUCAUGCUCGGCGAUAUUCUUUUGAAUUCAAAGCCAGCUUCGCCAACACCCUCAAAUACAAGCACAUCCGAAUACACAAAUGGGCCAACACCUGCAUUUAUACAAAAUAUCGAUUUCGAAAACAUGAAUGAAUCAAAAAAGCGGGUGGUUCAAAAAUUGCGAGAUUCACGUCCGUUUAUUUCUUUGGGUUAUCCCACAGACUCAAGUAUGAGUCUAGAUAAUUUGAACAACAUGGCACAUCAAACUGAUAACCUUUUGGAUAACAAUGUCAGCUCGAGGGGAAAUGCCAGCAAGCAAACUACCGCUCUCAACUCAAAUCCGAUUGUGAAUUUCAAAUCAAAGUACCGCUCAGAUUAUGUUUCUCCUUUAGCAACUCACAAAAUUUACAAAACGGUGUCUGACAUAUACAACAAAGAUGUCAUAAAUUUCGAGUAUCCGAAUUCUUAUCAUGCACUUACCAAUUUUUUAAAGACAAGAUUCCUGGGUCAUGGCUUAGAUACUGAAGAGAAGCAAUGCAAAAGACAAAACUUGCUCGUCAUAUUGAAGUUGAUUGCAAGCUACAGACCAACAUUUAUUAGUGCACACAAGUCGUUGCUAAAACCACAAGAUCUUCUUCUUCUAGAGAUGAGUUUCCAGAGGUGUUUAAUAGACUACGAGAAAUUGAGUCAGUUGAACUCAUCGCCAACAAUUAUAUGGCGUCGAACUGGGGAGAUUGUGAGUAUCACCGAUGAUCUACUAAGCUUGUUAGGUUACAAAUUACUGGACAUUUUAUCAAAGCGAACUUUCAUUAUGGAAAUGAUGUAUGAUGAUGAUUCUGUUGUGAAAUACUUUCAACUAUUCAAAUCAGUGGCAGUGGGGAACUUGCAUUCAAGUAUAAGUACAAAGAUCAAGCUAACUAAAAAUGAAACUCAUUUUAACAGCACAGCAAAUGUUGACGCUGACUCACAGUUGCAAAAUAAUGUUGGUACCAACAACUAUAUUGAAUUUUGCUCAGUUUGGACAGUCAAGAGAGAUUUGUUUGAUAUUCCAAUGCUAAUAAUUGGACAAUUUUUGCCAAUCCUUCCUGCAGGAGACGGUGUAAGAAUGUAUUGA